UCUUGUUGUUGUUGUUGUUGUUGUUCUUUCUCUUCUCCGCGCAUGAAAGCAUCUCCAAGAAUAGCCACUGGGUCAAACAUCGUCUAACGGAUCGACUAUGGAAAGACCCUCCUUCCAGUCCCUGCAGGCACAUUAUGCUUCCCGCUUGAAACAGUUCCAAACAUCAGAUCGGAACUUUGAAGUUCUGGCCUCCGUCUCACCCGACGACCAUGACCCUGCUUCCAGUCCCGACGUCUUGUACGUGCUUGACUCCUCUUUCAAUCCACCGACGCUCGCACACCGUCGGAUUGCCUGCUCGGCUCUUUUAGAGGACACCAGCUGUGCUCCGCGGCUCCUCUUGCUAUUGGCGACGCAGAAUGCGGACAAACCAUCUAAGCCCGCUUCUUUCGAGGACCGCCUAACCAUGAUGGACUUGUUCGCUCGCGACCUUCUUUCGCAUUUACCGUCUGCAAGUCCUCCAGGCACUCGCCAGACCCUUCCAGUAAUAGAUAUUGCCGUCACAAAAAAGCCAUACUUUGUGGAUAAGGCGGCGGAAAUAGAGCGGGCGGGGGUAUACCCCCACUCGCUGGAACAAGUCCAUCUUACGGGCUACGAUACCUUGAUUCGCAUCUUCGAUCCCAAGUACUAUCCCCCACAGCACACCCUGCAGUCGCUGGAGCCCUUCCUGUCCCAGCAUCGGUUACGGGUGACCUUGCGCCCUGAUAGCAGCUGGGGCAGUCGGGACGAGCAGGAGGCCUUUCUGCGGGACUUGGCGGAGGGAAGGAAAGAUGACAUAGGCGGUAAGCGGGAAUGGGCCCAGCGAAUCCAGCUGGUGGAGGGACGGAAACCGGGGGCACCAUCGGUGAGCUCAACCAGGGCCCGAGAAGCAGUCGCCGCAAACCCCCAGGAUCUGGACUGGCUGGUCCCGUCGAGCAUACAGGAGAUGAUUCUGUCGGAACGACUCUACGCGAACUAAUCGACAGCGGCCUGACUGGUCAAGCGCAUACCCGCUGCUUCGCGCGAUUGCGGUCCGCCAGUCGCAACCAUUGUAAAUCUUUUUUCAUACCACGUAUACACAUAGACAGCGCAUUUCAACAUUCUGUAUGCCAGAAACCAAUUUGCU
Aspergillus aculeatinus CBS 121060 is the source of this 1102-nucleotide messenger RNA. RefSeq names its product nicotinate-nicotinamide nucleotide adenylyltransferase. The record is from RefSeq and is a predicted model, not a curated record. The transcript has a single exon. Bases 98 to 955 code for a protein of 285 amino acids. NCBI's taxonomy places the organism in Eukaryota, Fungi, Ascomycota, Eurotiomycetes, Eurotiales, Aspergillaceae. Gene Ontology annotation, cellular component: cytoplasm; nucleus. Gene Ontology annotation, molecular function: ATP hydrolysis activity; nicotinamide-nucleotide adenylyltransferase activity.